Molecule: messenger RNA, 999 nt
Organism: Branchiostoma belcheri (Belcher's lancelet)
Lineage: Eukaryota; Metazoa; Chordata; Leptocardii; Amphioxiformes; Branchiostomatidae
Product: tripartite motif-containing protein 3-like
Exons: 2
Coding region: 1-999 (332 amino acids)
Biological process (GO): protein polyubiquitination; proteasome-mediated ubiquitin-dependent protein catabolic process; negative regulation of translation
Molecular function (GO): translation repressor activity; protein binding; ubiquitin protein ligase activity
Source: RefSeq, a predicted model, not a curated record
AUGGCCGAGGGUCCGGACUCAGACGUGACACCAGGAGGCACCACAGGCGGUUUCUCGGAAGACAACAUGAGGCCUCCAAUUCCUCCGACUGAAAUCCUGAAAACUGCAGGGCAAGUUGACAGUGAUGAAAACAGUGGAGGCGACGCGGAUGAUGACCAAGGAGCAGGUUCUGACAGAAACGGCAAAUCGAAGCCAAUCGUGUUUGGAGGACAGGGCAAGUCACCCGGACAAAUGCAAGAUCCCAACGGAGUGGCAGUGUCUGCUGACAAUGAGAUACUAGUCGCAGAUAUGGUUAACAAACGUGUCCAAGUCUUCAGCAUGAAUGGCGUCUUCCUCCGCCUCUUCCCAACGGAGGUUCCUGGCGGAGUUGGCCGAGCGAUGUACCCUACCGACGUGGACAUUGAUGGGGAGGGUCGUAUUUGGGUGGUGGGGAAAGAUCGCGUUACAAGCGGCGCUGUGACUGUGGUACAGUACGGUACAGACGGCCUCCCGGUCACCACGUUUGACGUAAAACGGCUUACCUGGUACCCCACAAUUGCAGUUAACAAGCGCUAUAACAAAAUAAUCGUGGUAGCAGGUAACGAACUGUUCAAGUUCAAACCAAACGGCUCGUUGGAUGGAAGUUUUGGCAAGAAAGAAGGCAACAGACUGCAAUACGUCACAUCAGACAGUGACGGGAAUAUCCUCGUUACGGUUAGUUCCCUCCCUGGUGUCCAUGUGUAUGAUCAUAACGGACAGCGCCUGUUCUCUUUCCGCACGGCUGUCACCGGUGUGGCUGGAGGUAUUUGUAUGGACCCCCAGGGUCGCCUCAUGGUGGCUGACUGGGCCAACGGGCGGGUGGAUAUGUUCACAAGCCGCGGGGAGUUUGUCCGUAUGGUCGUGAACGUGACAAAGCCGCGGGGCAUUGCCUUGGGGCCGGGUGGACAGUUGGUGGUAAUCGACUCCUCUGACUAUGUCGUCAGGAUCUUUCCACGGUGGAUGGUAUAUCCGGACGAGUAG